AUGGAGAUUGCCCGCCGGGAGCCCUUCAGCAUCAUGUCCGGCUCCGGCCGGAAGCGCCCGCGCCCGCUGGAGAUCCUUCGCCAGCGGUUCCAGUCAGAGCUCGCCGCGGUCCGUCGCCUCCUCGACGAGGCGCACGCCGUGCUUCCCGCCUCGUCCCCGUCGGCUCCCCGCGUGCGCGUCCCUCCAGCCGUGGAGCCGCCAGCCAAGAAGAGGAAGGCUUCCCCCCUUCCCGUUCCCGUGAAGAAGAUGACGUCCAAGGAGAGGAACCAGCUCUACGGGGACCUCGCGAAGCUAGCCAAGCUGUCUGAAUCACAUGUACUCCCUGCUCAUAUCUUGGAGCUGCUGAAGAAGCACAGCCGCCGCGGCCUCUGCGGCGAUUACAUCGAGAUCGAGAUGCACGCCGUCCAGGACGCGGCCCUUGUGGAGAUGCAGAAGCAGCUGGACAAAUUCCUUCGAGAGAGGGCGAAUCCGACGACGCAUCAUCAACACAAAAAGAUGAUGGCCCAAGACCAAGAGGAGGACGAAGACGUCGACAUCGUCGGCGGCGUCUCUCCUUUGCCGGUCAGGCCGACACCAGUGCAGCUCGUCGAAGAGGAUGGGGUGUACGUAGACAUCUGCGGCGACGCCUCACCCUCACCGGUGAAGAAUCUUGGCCAAGGUGCAACCAUCAGCGGCAGCAGCGGUUCGGAUUCUGAUUCUUCUCACCAGAGCGUCGACAGUCGUCCAGCUCCGGCAGAGCGCGCCGCCAACACUACGCCUCCAACACGCGACCUGAUCGCCCGUGCCAACGAGAUUCUGGAAAGGCGGCGAAAGGAGGCGACGUCCCGGGCGAGGGAGAAGGCCCGUCAGCAAGUGCUAGAGAUGGAGAGGACGGCAAUGCCGAAGGACACCCUAGACGAGGACGUGAAGGCCCUCGGCAUUGAUCAGCACAACACGGCCAGGCCCAACAACUUGCUGCGACAGAUGGGACUCUUUCUCAAGGUUGACGACCACGACCUGAAGCAGCAGCAUCAAUGCUGUCAAGAAGAUUUAGAGGAAGGGGAGAUUCGGUUGUGA
Messenger RNA from Aegilops tauschii subsp. strangulata, 1056 nucleotides. NCBI's taxonomy places the organism in Eukaryota, Viridiplantae, Streptophyta, Magnoliopsida, Poales, Poaceae. The record is from RefSeq and is a predicted model, not a curated record.